CUUCUUUGGAAAUGGACAGUCGUGACACACAAAUUCUUGAAGGAAUUCUUCGAAAACCAGUUUCUCUUCUCCUUUUUUCAUGCUCUUCACUCGGCCGCUUUUGCUCAUUUGUCCGAAUCUCGCCAGUACUUGGCUUUCGAAGAGCGUGGCGUCAACUCUGUCCUCACUGGCCUGCUCCGGCUACUCUUCCCGGUCGAGUUGGAGGAGCGCGAGCGGUCGUUUCUUCAAGAGAUGGAGUUGCUGUCUCGGUGAGUUGA
Molecule: messenger RNA, 257 nt
Organism: Protopolystoma xenopodis
Lineage: Eukaryota; Metazoa; Platyhelminthes; Monogenea; Polystomatidea; Polystomatidae
Source: the annotation of a GenBank genome assembly